UUCCCUUUUUAACACUUUAUCCUAACAGCUUCUCCCCUUUCAUUGAACAGACCUUGCCUGAUCUCUCCCUGUUUCCAUUUUUUUUUUUCAUGUCAGUUAUUUGCAAGGUACAGUCUUACGAUGUCCGGUUUUUGUUGUGAGGGAGAACGAUGUGGUUCUCCAAUCUUUAUUUUAAUUGCCUAGCCUGGGGUGGGUAUCCUGUUUCUAUUUCCCCCGUAUCUGCUUUUACCCCUGCUGUGAUUCUUUUCUGUAUGCUAUUCUUAAGGAUGGGACGGCGAAACUAUGGCUGGGAGUGGAUGAUCCGAUGGCCAUGUAGCCUAGGACACCACGGCGUGUUAUCGGAAUGCAAGCUCAUUUCAAGUCUGAUCUCGGUAUGAUUCUAGUAAUGAUUUUGUGAACAGAGCAGAUAUCGGAC
This is a messenger RNA of Aspergillus neoniger CBS 115656, 415 nucleotides long. RefSeq lists its product as uncharacterized. NCBI's taxonomy places the organism in Eukaryota, Fungi, Ascomycota, Eurotiomycetes, Eurotiales, Aspergillaceae. The coding region runs from base 150 to 377 and encodes 75 amino acids. The record is from RefSeq and is a predicted model, not a curated record. The transcript has a single exon.